AUGGAGGACUCCGAGGCGAUGGCGCAGCUGCUCGGCGUGCAGUACUUCGGCAAUGAGCAGGAGCAGCAGCUGAGGCAGCCGCCGGCGACGUACUGGCCUGGCCACGAGGCGGCCGACCAGUACUACGGUUCAGCGCCGUACUGCUACAUGCAGCAGCAGCAGCAUUACGGUUGCUACGACGGCGGCGCGAUGGUGGCCGGCGACUUCUUCGUGCCGGAGGAGCAGCUGGCCGACCCGAGCUUCAUGGUGGACCUGAACCUCGAGUUCGAGGACCAGCACGGCGAUGCUGGGAGCAGCGGCGCCGCCGCCGCCGGUGGCAAGAUGACACCGGCCUGCAAGAGGAAGGCUGAGGAUCACAGGGACGAGAGCGCCACCACGGACAACGUCUCGAGGAAGAAGGCGCGAUCCACGGCGGCGGCAGUGCAGAAGAAGGGGAAGAGCGCGCAGUGCAAGAAGGCGCAGAAGGGCGCGUGUAGCCGAAGCAGCCACCAGCAGGAGAGAGAUGGCGGCGGCGACGGCAAUGUGCAGAGCUCGAGCAACUACCUCUCUGACGACGACUCGCUGGAGAUGACCUCGUGCAGCAACGUGAGCUCGGCGUCCAAGAAGCCGUCGUCGACGGCAGCCCAGCACGGCGCGAAGGCGAGGGCGGGGCGCGGGGCGGCCACCGAUCCGCAAAGCCUCUAUGCCAGGAAGAGGCGAGAAAGGAUCAAUGAAAGGCUAAAGAUACUGCAGAAUCUUAUCCCGAACGGAACCAAGGUGGACAUCAGCACGAUGCUUGAAGAGGCAGUUCACUACGUCAAGUUCUUGCAGCUCCAAAUCAAGCUUCUGAGCUCGGACGACAUGUGGAUGUUCGCGCCGAUCGCUUACAACGGGGUCAACGUCGGCCUCGACCUCAAGAUCUCCCCGCCGCCGCAGCAGCAAUGA
Molecule: messenger RNA, 924 nt
Organism: Oryza brachyantha (malo sina)
Lineage: Eukaryota; Viridiplantae; Streptophyta; Magnoliopsida; Poales; Poaceae
Product: transcription factor RSL2
Exons: 5
Coding region: 1-924 (307 amino acids)
Biological process (GO): regulation of DNA-templated transcription
Molecular function (GO): protein dimerization activity; DNA-binding transcription factor activity
Source: RefSeq, a predicted model, not a curated record